Zerene cesonia (dogface butterfly) is the source of this 1032-nucleotide messenger RNA. Its product is annotated as DNA oxidative demethylase ALKBH2-like. Gene Ontology annotation, biological process: DNA repair. The coding region runs from base 332 to 991 and encodes 219 amino acids. The transcript is spliced from 4 exons. Lineage: Eukaryota; Metazoa; Arthropoda; Insecta; Lepidoptera; Pieridae. The record is from RefSeq and is a predicted model, not a curated record.
UUGGACCAUGCGUUAAGUGACUAUUUGAUGUUACGUAGUAACUAGUUCUUAAUCUGUGAUUUGAUGAGCGAUGGCUAUUGGCUAGUGUCUAUUUUAUAGGUUUACGGUUAAUUACACUGGUAUUUUUCUAUACCUACGACAACAAUUUGUUAAAAUACAAUAUACAGCCUCUUUAACACUAAGUUAUAAAUGUGAAUAAGUUUAAUUCAAAUGACGUGUCAAGUGACAAGAGGUUUUCAAAAUCUACCUUCAUUGAAGGAUUGAAAUACCAGAAGCAGAGUUGCAAGUUUUUAAUAAUAAUUCCACAGCAUCAAAUUGUUCUACCAUCGAAAUGUCUAAUAAACUUCAAGAACUUAAACUUGAUGAGAUUUUUUGGAAAUCUAUAAAAGAAGUUGGGCUCGACUUGGAUUAUGCUGUCGCAAUACCAAAAUCAAUUGCAUCGGCAAUUCUUCAAGAACUUGAGAAUUCAUUGGAAUACUUUAAGGGUGAUUUAUCGAAAAUCAAAGUAUUCGGUAAAAUAUAUCCUUUACCUAGACAACAAGUCGCUUAUGGGGAUCCGGGUAUAACUUAUACUUAUUCUAACCUAACCGUGCCCGCCCUGCCGUGGCCUGAACCUAUUCUAGCCUUAAGAAAUUUUCUUUUCAAAUUAAAAGGCAUAAAAUACAAUUUUGUUUUAGUUAAUAAGUAUCGAGACGGCAAUGAUCACAUGGGAGAACACAGAGACAACGAACCCGAGCUUGACCGAAAUAUUCCAAUAGCUUCAAUAUCUUUUGGACAGGAGAGGAUUUUUAUUCUCAAACAUAAAGAAGCACGAAAACCCGGUCCAAACAGAAAACAAAUUGCUCCAGUUACAAUAAAUCUGGAGCAUGGAAGUGUUUUGUUUAUGAAUCCGCCCACUAAUGAUAUCUGGUACCAUAGUUUACCGAAGAGAAAGAAAAUGUUGGGAAUAAGAAUAAAUUUAACAUUUCGAAAGAUUCUUAAUAAACCCUAACAAAGUAAAUGUACAAUGUAUUUGGCAUUUUAUUAAGAAAC